AUGAAGAGCUUUUUCGUGGGAUUUUUGAUGGGAAUGGUGGUCCUACGACAAAUGCCUUUGGCUCUUGAACCGUAUACCGUGCAGGAGACUGGGGUCAAUAAUCAGCCCACCAAUAGCAGCGCCAGCGCCGUCGCUAUGGAUACUAAUCCAAGAAUACCUACAGAGGAUGUCCAAGAUAAGGAUGUGGCUAGAUUCCUAGAUACACAACCACAACCACAAUCAACAGAAAAACAACCAAUCGAACAACCAGCAAUAGAAACUGAUCACGAGAAUCCAGUCCAACAGCAACAACAAGUAGAUCAACAGCAACAGCAACAAAAUGAAGUCACUGCUGUUGACAUGGGUGAUGAAAUUCCCGCUGUCAGUUGGGAAUCCCAAAACCAACCAGACUCCACUCUUCCACCCACGGCCUCGGUCUUUCCACAAUUCAUUCAAGACUACAUAAAAUUCCACAAUCAAAAUCGUGGACAUCCCGCUGCCAAAUAUCUCAUUUGGAGAUGUCCGCCCAAUGGCCAAUGCGGUGGUACCGGAGAUCGCAUCAAGGGCAUUUUGUCCGCCCUCUACACGGCCAUUUGUACCAAUCGGGUCCUACUCAUUGAUUGGCCCGUCGCGGGAGGAGGCGACGUCUCCCAAUUUCUACAACCCCAUACCAUUGAUUGGACCAUUCCCAAUUCCAUCAAGGCAUAUAUGCAAACACUAGUGAAAUACAGUGCCAUUGACAGUUACGCCCAUCCCGCUUUUCAACAGUUGCAAAUACCCGCGCGGAUGGCGGACUUUCCCAUGAUUGAUAUGCGCUCCAAUUUAUGGAGUGAACACGUGAAAGCCGUCGUGUCCGUCAAUGACACGCAAUGCGUCCAAGAACAAUUGUGGACCAAAGAAACCGUACCCAAUCCAUUUGCACCACAACAAAAGGUACUCUUUCGCAUGGGAUUCUGGGCACUAUUCACGUUUGCCGAUCAAGUACACGAACGAAAACUCAAUAUGCAAAUGAGAACGGGUUUGUUGCUCGAACAACAACUCAAACGACAACAAGAGCAAGAAGCAAUGCAACAACAACCAACUAGACGACGACGAUUGCAACAAGAUCCCCUUCAAUUGAAAAUCAAUCAAGCCGUACGGACUCAUUACGCCAAGGAAACCGCCCGCAAACAAAAAGCCAUGAUUCAACAUCAACUGGCUGAACAACAAAAACGAAAAUCACAACUCCAACGAUUGCAAAAGGAAACCGCCAUGGCCGGGAAAACAACCCUCCAACCCUACAUUG
This is a messenger RNA of Seminavis robusta, 1264 nucleotides long. NCBI's taxonomy places the organism in Eukaryota, Bacillariophyta, Bacillariophyceae, Naviculales, Naviculaceae. The record is from the annotation of a GenBank genome assembly.